Moneuplotes crassus is the source of this 2218-nucleotide messenger RNA. The record is from the annotation of a GenBank genome assembly. Lineage: Eukaryota; Ciliophora; Spirotrichea; Euplotida; Euplotidae.
UUAUUGAAGGCUAUUUGAAUAAUGAAUAAUUUAAGACAUUUGAAGAAGAGAAAUACGCUACAAGAUAGUCAUUUGUUCAGGAGAAUUUUGAUCCCAGACCAUGACCCUCAGAAUUCAAGUAUUGUUGGAGAAAAGCAAGAACCUCAAGGAAAUAAGUCAGAUCCUUCAAUCUCAAAUAGAGUCUUACAAGCAGCUAUUUCCAAGUUUAGAAAACUCAGUGAAAGUGAAGGUGAAGACAUCGAAGCUCAAAUAAAUGAUAAAGAGGAACAGAUCUACGGAAUGGUGAGGCUAGGGCAAAGCCUUGCCUUCAAAAUUCUCAAGAGCUUCACCGAAACUCUUGUGAUGCUUUUGCUUGGCGCUUACUUCUUGUUGAUGUACUACCUUGACAAAGAUGAUAAGUUUAGAUACGCACUUGUCCCUCAGAUGGCUCUUCAGUUCGCUCUACUCCUGAUGGUGGCUGUUCCCCAAAUUGGGAUAAAUGGCUUGAAGAUGUUCUUUAGGAAUCGAUACCUGGUCGUAGAAUGCUCGGUGAUUGUGCUCACGCUAAUCUUCGAUAUCUAUGAAGUCUCACAAAGCUUUGCAGAGCGCGUCCACAUCCUUGUAGGCUUUGGAAGGGUCAUGAGACUAGUGUUGUUCUCAGUGCUUAUAACUGAGGUGGAGCAAGCAUUGGUCGAUAACUGAGGAAGAAAUCGAAGAUCUGAUAUUUCUGCUAUUGAAGAACAAGAGAAUUUAGAUAAUCUGUUAAAAUCUCUCUACGAAAGAUGUUGUUCUAGAGAAAAGUUGAUAAAAGCUGGGCUGAAAAGGAGCGUUGAUCUCUGAGAAAAGUACAAGAACAAACUCAUUGCAAAAAGUUAUCAGGAUGAUAGUUCUUCAGAGACAGAUGAAGAAGAUUCUGAUUCAAUAGAGGCACAUGAAAUCAAAAUGAGAGAAAUCAGCGAAACAUUGCAUAUUCUAAAUUCCAAAGAAGAGAAGUACUUCCAAGAAGGAUUCGACUUCGCCACAAUGGAAUCUCAGUACACUCUCAAAAUGGUUCUUGAGUCUGCUAAAGACUUAGAGUUCGACGUCUUCGAGCUCCAAACCAAAUCUGUUGAGAACGAAAUGUACAUCUUUGGCAUGCAUAUCAUGACUAAAGAUAAGUACAUGGACGAGUUCAAGAUCAGCACGAAGAGGAUGCAGAACUAUUUGUAUGCGUUGCAGAGCAGCUACAACCAGAUUGCUUACCACAACAAGACACACGCCACCGAUCUUUCCCAAACUUGUUAUUAUUAUAUGCACACCUGCCACAUGAUUGAUAUCUGAAAGUUAUCUAGAGUCGAACAGAUGGCUAUGCUUUUGGCUGGAUUCAUGCAUGAUACGGAUCACCCUGGUUUUAAUAAUGCUUACAUGGUAAACACCUCUUCUCCCCUUGCCAUCAGAUACAAUGACAAGGCAGUCCUAGAGAACUAUCAUGCUGCGAUGGGAUUUAAGAUUAUGAAAGGAAAUAGACAGUGCAAUAUUUUCGAUAAUUUGAGCAAAGAUCAAUUUCGCGAUUUCAGGACCUUAAUCGUCGAUUUUGUUCUCUCAACAGAUGUGGCCGGGCAUUUUCCUAAAAUGAAUCAGAUGGGUGUGAGAACCUCUGAAAGCGACUUUGACCCUUCAGGCAAAGAUAAGAAGCUCUCGACCGAAUUCUUAUUUCAUAUGGCUGAUGUUAGCAAUCCCACUAAACCUUGGUCUAUUUGUAAAAAGUGGGCAGACCUCCUCUUUUUUGAAUUCUUUGACCAAGGAGAUAAAGAAAGAGAACUUGGAAUGGAGAUAUCCUUUCUAAUGGAUAGGACUACUACAAAUGUUGCUAAGGCUCAAGAUGGCUUCAUUAAGAACAUGAUACGUCCUGCAUUUUGAAUUCUUGAGAAGGUCUUACCUGAGUUAUCUCUGAAUUUAAAAUAUAUGGAUGAAAAUAUUGACAAAUGGGCUAAGAAAGUUGACCAAUACUCGGUUGAUCACCACUCACACAUGCAGACUAAGGAUAUUAAAGCUCAAGAAGAAGAGGAAGAAGAAAAGGUACAAAAACCAAAAAUUAGUGAGACUUCUAUCUUACAAGUUGAGUCAUCUCCUCGGUUCAAUUAUAAGAUAUCGUCGGCAAGAAUGAGUCAAAUUCAUCACAAACCAGGACUGCUGGCACAAAUCCAAGAUGUGCAAUAAAAUGAUUUAAUAACCAUGAAUUCAUAGUUACAAAAAUAAC